Molecule: messenger RNA, 1714 nt
Organism: Gamsiella multidivaricata
Lineage: Eukaryota; Fungi; Mortierellomycota; Mortierellomycetes; Mortierellales; Mortierellaceae
Product: P-loop containing nucleoside triphosphate hydrolase protein
Exons: 6
Coding region: 83-1555 (490 amino acids)
Cellular component (GO): nucleus
Molecular function (GO): RNA binding; ATP binding; RNA helicase activity
Source: RefSeq, a predicted model, not a curated record
CCAUGUUUUUCUUGGACGCAUAUUACCAUCAUAGUUUGAAGACAUCGACCUGGAGCCGGCCGUGCUCGCGAAUAUUAAGCGCAUGAAAUACACUGAGCCCACACCUAUCCAGAAAAGUGCGAUCCCUAUAUUGCUCAAAAACUACGAUCUGAUGGCAUGUGCCCAGACGGGAUCUGGAAAGACGGCCGCCUUUUUAGUGCCUAUUAUCUCAAAUCUCACCAAGAAGAUCCUUUGUGGUAAAUUGCAUAUGAUCCGCCGCCAACCUGGACAUGGCCACGGCAAGGCUUGUCCCAUUCUUAUGGUGAUUCUGCCAACCCGAGAGCUGGCAAUUCAAAUCUUCGAAGAGGCGCGUAGAUUCGCAUACAUGACGCCGCUCCGUCCUGCUGUGAUCUAUGGUGGCGCCAACAUCAACGUGCAGAGAGCACAAGUCACCCAAGGGUGUGAUAUUCUAAUUGCAACCCCAGGCAGACUGAGGGACAUGAUCGAGCGAGGAACAGUGUCGCUGACCCAUGUGCGCCACGUUGUCCUCGAUGAGGCGGAUCGAAUGCUGGACAUGGGCUUCGAGCCCCAGAUCCGGUCAAUUAUGAAGCAUUCAAGCCUCCCUCGCGAUGAGGGACUCCAGACGCUGAUGUUCAGUGCUACUUUUCCCAAAAUGAUCCAAGUGCUCGCAAGAGACUUCCUUCAUGAAAACUAUUGUCGCCUACGGAUUGGGAGAAUCGGCGGCACGACGGAUGAUAUCACGCAAUCGAUCUUGCACGUUAACGAGAUGGACAAACGAGAGGCCUUGGUUCGCAUUCUGCUCACCCAUCCCCCCUCGCGAACCAUGAUUUUCGUGGAGACUAAAAGGACAGCGGAUAAUUUGGAUGACUUCCUAUAUAACAAACUGUUCCCGACUUGUUCUAUCCAUGGAGAUCGAACCCAGAGCGAGCGCGAGCAUUCUCUGGAGGCAUUCAAGUCGGGCAGAAGCCCCAUCUUGAUUGCCACGUCAGUUGCCUCGCGCGGACUCGAUAUCAAGGAUGUGAUGCAUGUGAUCAACUACGAUCUUUGCGUUGACAUUGACGAGUAUGUGCAUCGAAUUGGUCGCACUGGUCGCGCAGGCAACCCUGGUUACGCCACAUCGUUUUAUAACGACAAGAGCGUGGCAAUGGCCCCGCAGCUGGCAAAACUCUUAGCGGAAUGCAAACAAGAGGUGCCAGAUUUCCUGGCCGGGUACAUUGAUUCGAAUACUACCUAUGAGGCGGAGGACUUCUUGGGCGACGAUGAUGAAGCUGAACCCGUUGGCGCUUCAGCAGCCAGCGGUACCAGAGCUCCAUUGGGAGCCUGGGUUGACCAAGCUACCGGCAAUGAUCCUAUUCAAGCAGCGGCCUGGGAUGCUCAUGCCACCAACAGUCCACCUGCUCAAGCAGCAUCCUGGGAUUCGCCUGCUUGGGCAUCAACGGGUACUUCUGCUACCAGGGAUGCUGAGAUGGGCGGCUGGAACGGAAGGAACGAGGCCACGACCAGAGGCGACGGUUGGGGCUCCAGUGAAAUCAAGGAGGUCUCGACUAAAAACUAGCUAGAAUUAAGCCCGAGAGGGUUUGUUUUUCUCACUUGCGCAUGGUACAACACCACAACACCACAACAUUGCACAACGGCACCAUCAAUGUGCUCAGUAUGCUGAAGAUGAACAGGACAGGACAAGGGUGGAUUGGAGACGGCAUGGUCCUCUGUUUUA